This is a messenger RNA of Chironomus riparius, 1988 nucleotides long. Lineage: Eukaryota; Metazoa; Arthropoda; Insecta; Diptera; Chironomidae. The record is from the annotation of a GenBank genome assembly.
GCAAAUCUUCUACUAGAUUAGGGUUACUGGAGCUGCUCGUGGUCGUGGGAUGUUUGGAAUUACAGUUGCUUAUGUGGCUACUUAAAAAAUGUUACUAUGUGAAGGUUAAGUUGAAAUAGUAAGGGACUGCAGCUAGUCGUCAUCAAGCUGUUAUCUAGUCAUUAAAAAUUCUAUGUCCACAGCUUGAAAUGACAUUCAUGUUCCGCAGCAUGUAGCUUUUGGAAGCUUUAUAAAUAAACGAACCAAAUAUGUUUUUGCAUCAUAUUGCCUUCCCCCUCCUCCCUUACCAGCCUUAAAAUUAAGCAUUCGAAGCUAUCAGCGUCAUAUCUUCUCAGUUCUGUUAUAUCAUUCCACAUCAUCCCCUAAAGUCAUCCAGUCACAUGUAAAUCUAUCAUGUCUAAUACCAAUAUUAGAGUCUUAUGCCGUACAAAUUUGUUUGAUGAUGAGACGGGAUGAUUUAUAUGGAUUUAAAUUUGCAAUGUGCAUCAUCAAAUUGCUCCUUCAAAACUAUAAAAGCUACUCACAUCUGACCGUGAAACUAGUUUGAUUAAAGUGAUUCCGAGAGCGAGAUAAAAAAAAAUAUGAGUAAAGCAGGUGCAACAUUAGUGGAUGUUAGCGGUGAAUUUAUUAACCAGCACAUCCUGCAAAGUGAUAAUAACAAGGAUGACGAUGUAGUUGAUGUCAAUCAAAUUCCAGAAUGGUUGAAUAAAAGUUUAUUAGAGGAUGUGCUGCAUAAGCAUUUUAAGACUAAGGAUGUACGAGUCAAGUUCUUAAAAGUCAUGCACUGCGGCGGUAAAGGUGAAAAUUUUGCAUCUGUUAUGUAUCGUGUUGGAACUUACUAUUUCCAUCAAAAGAGUCCUGAAAAGAUUGAAUUAAUUUCGUGCAUCUUAAAGACGCUUCCACAAACUGAUAUGGCGCUUGAUAAGCUCGGAAGUGGAAACUACAACGUACAAAAUAAGGAAAUGAUUUUCUACCAAAAAAUCAUUCCUGAAUUUGAAGAAAUUCUCAGGAAAAUCGGGGAGAACGGAAAGACAUUUCCAGGUGUUAUGGCUGUUUAUCUCGAUUUAAGUCUUAUUGUUCUUGAGGAUUUAAACGUGAGAAAUUUCGUUAUGGCUAAUCGACUUACAGGAUUGGACAUGAAUCACGUCAAACUCAGUUUAAAAUGCUUAGCUCGAAUGCAUGCAGCUUCAGCUGUUUUACAUGCAAAGGAUAAGAAUGUCUUUAAGGAUUUUGAUACUGGAUUUUAUACAAGAAGAACUGACGCGUUUCAUGUGUUUUUCAAGUCAGGCUUAGAAGUUGUAGCUAAAGAGGUCGAAAGUUGGACUGAUUGGAAUGAAUCAGCAUAUUACGCUAAGAAAUUGAAGGCAUUAGUUCCAAACUUAAUAGAAAAUGGACGUAAAGCAUUUGACUGUGAGGACGGAGACUUUAAUUGCCUCAAUCAAGGUGAUUUAUGGACGAACAAUGUAAUGUUUCAAUAUAACACCCCAAACAGCCCAUCAAAAGCAGUGAUUUUGGACUUCCAAUUCUUCUUUUACGGUUCAGCAGCACUUGACUUGCAUUAUUUUCUUUUCACGUCUGUACAUGAUAGCAUGCGAUUAGAGAAUAUGGACGAGAUGGUACAAUUCUACUAUUACGAAGUCAAGGAACUACUCAGUAGACUCAAUUAUGAUAUGAAAAAAUUCCCAACACUACAAAACUUUCAAGUUCAGGUGCUGAAAAAAUAUUUCUAUGCAUUUUCCUCUUGCAUGAUUACAUUCCCAAUUCACAUUUGUGAGGAUGAAGAGGCUGAUUUUGAAGCACUGAUGAGUACAGAUGCUCGUUCUAUUGGAUUUAAAUCACGUGUUUACGCAAAUCCACGAUUUAAACAAGUUGCUAUGAAGAUGUUACCGAUUUUUGACAGCAAAGGCGUUCUGGAUGAACUCUAAAGCUGAUUACUAUGUUUAUAUAUGUCACAAAAUUAAUUUAUUGCACUGGAGUCUUAAUCUAUU